UCCCCGCGCAGAACCAUCAAAGAUUGUCUAUGAUUAUGAAGAUGACUCACUCGACCGCGAGAAAGUGGUAGCUGAAACAACAUUGUUUUAUCGCAUUUCACGACAUGAUAAACUUCGUUGUGAUUUCACAUUUCUUUUUUCAUCAGCUCUGUAAACAUGGCGGGAGUCAUCCGAAGGCUCGACGAGACGGUUGUGAACAGAAUAGCUGCAGGAGAAGUUAUCCAGCGUCCUGCCAACGCAGUCAAAGAACUGAUUGAGAACUGUCUGGAUGCCAAGUCCACCAACAUUCAGGUGACGGUGAAAGACGGCGGACUGAAGCUCCUUCAGAUUCAGGACAACGGCACUGGCAUCAGGAGAGAAGAUAUGGAAAUUGUCUGUGAGAGGUUUACAACCAGCAAACUCCAGACUUUUGAGGACCUCUCAGCUAUUGCAACCUAUGGAUUCAGAGGAGAGGCCCUUGCUAGUGUGAGCCAUGUUGCCCAUGUUACCAUAACGACUAAGACAGCUGAUGCCAAGUGCGCUUACAGAGCCAACUACAGCGAUGGCAAACUGAAAGGGCCUCCCAAACCAUGCGCUGGAAACCAGGGAACACAGAUUCUUGUGGAGGACCUCUUCUAUAAUGUGUCCACCAGGAGGAAAGCUUUAAAGAGCCCCGGUGAUGAGUACUCCAGGAUUGUGGAGGUGGUCAGCAGGUACGCCAUACACAAUUCAGGAAAAAGUUUUUCUGUCAAAAAGCAAGGAGAGACUGUGGCAGAUGUGAGGACUCUACCCAACGCAUCUGUAGUAGAUAAUAUUCGAGGAGUUUUUGGCAAUGCAGUCAGCAGGGAGCUGAUCGAAGUUGGCUGCGAGGAUCAGAAGCUUGCUUACAAGAUGAAAGGCUACAUCUCUAACGCAAAUUACUCAGUCAAGAAAUGCAUCCUGGUCCUCUUCAUCAACCAUCGGCUGGUGGAGUCAAGUGCUUUGAAGAAAGCAAUCGAGACAGUUUAUGCUGCCUACCUUCCCAAGAACACGCACCCCUUUCUAUACCUCAGCUUGGAGAUCGCGCCACAGAAUGUAGACGUGAAUGUCCAUCCCACCAAACAUGAGGUGCAUUUCUUGCAUGAAGACAGCGUCAUCGAGAGCGUUCAGAAGCACGUCGAGAGCAAACUUCUGGGCUCCAACUCCUCACGCACAUACUUCACUCAGACAUUGCUGCCAGGCCUGUCAGUCUCAGGUGGCAGUGAGGUCAAGUCCUCCAGCACCGCGGCAGAGUCUAGCGAGCGAGUCUACGCACAUCAGAUGGUGAGGACCGAUUGUCGCGCACAAAAGCUGGACGCCUUCCUCCAGCCGAAAGAGAAGCCACCUCCUGACCCUGAACCAGCCGGUCCCAGCAGCAGGGAGGCUGCGACCAAGACCGCCCAGCCUGGCCGGGUAGAGAUGGAGGAGACAGAUGACGCAGACAUGCUGGAGGCCAUGGCUGAGCAGGAAGCGGAGGUGCCAAAAGUCGACCAAGACGACGGCGUUCAAAGGAAGCGACCCAGGAAAGAGCAGCAGCAGGAUGAAGAAGAGGAGGACCUGACGGCUGCAGCCACACCAAAGAGACGAGCCAUAAAACUGAACAGCAUCAAAGAGCUCAGAGCUGAGAUCACUGAGAACACACACAAAGGUCUUCAAGAAAUGUUGCAGAACCACUCGUUUGUCGGCUGCGUCAACCCUCAGUGGACUCUGAUCCAACAUCACACUAAACUGUACCUGCUCAACACAACCAAACUCAGCCAGGAGCUAUUCAACCAAAUACUCAUCUAUGACUUUGGGAACUUUGGCGUACUAAGACUAUCUACACCAGCUCCACUUUAUGACCUGGCCAUGUUGGCUCUGGAGUCUGAGGAGAGCGGCUGGACAGAAGAUGAUGGUCCUAAAGAAGGCCUGGCUCAGUACAUUGUGGAUUUCUUGAAGAAGAAAACUGAGAUGCUGGGGGACUACUUUUCCGUGGAGAUAGACCAGGAAGGAAAUCUAACAGGGCUGCCGUUACUCCUCGACAAGUACGUCCCGGUGAUGGAGGGUCUCCCCAUGUUCAUCCUGCGCCUGGCCACUGAGGUGAACUGGGACAAUGAAAAGGAGUGCUUCAGAGACUUCAGUAAGGAGUGCAGCAUGUUUUACUCCAUCAGGAAGCGGUACAUCCUGGAGGCCGAGCCGGGAGAGGAGCAGGAUGCUGAGGUGAACUCGUGGCGUUGGAAAGUUGAGCACGUCAUCUUCAAAGCUUUCCGAACCCUCUUCAGUCCUCCGAAGAACUUCAGUGAGGACGGCACUGUGCUCCAGAUCGCCAACUUACCUGACCUCUAUAAAGUGUUUGAGAGGUGCUAACUCUGAUCAUCAAAUCAACCACACAUGCUGCACUUUUAUACUUUAUGUAACAUUUGUUCUGUAAAUAAAUCCUUUGUAUGAGA
This is a messenger RNA of Sebastes umbrosus (honeycomb rockfish), 2426 nucleotides long. It is a transcript of the gene mlh1, whose product is annotated as mutL homolog 1, colon cancer, nonpolyposis type 2 (E. coli). Bases 157 to 2343 code for a protein of 728 amino acids. Gene Ontology annotation, molecular function: mismatched DNA binding; ATP-dependent DNA damage sensor activity; ATP binding. Gene Ontology annotation, cellular component: MutLalpha complex. The transcript has 20 exons. Lineage: Eukaryota; Metazoa; Chordata; Actinopteri; Perciformes; Sebastidae. The record is from RefSeq and is a predicted model, not a curated record. Gene Ontology annotation, biological process: mismatch repair.